Molecule: messenger RNA, 2610 nt
Organism: Coregonus clupeaformis (lake whitefish)
Lineage: Eukaryota; Metazoa; Chordata; Actinopteri; Salmoniformes; Salmonidae
Product: transmembrane protein 51
Exons: 3
Coding region: 409-1191 (260 amino acids)
Source: RefSeq, a predicted model, not a curated record
GGCCAUGCCCUACAGCGCUUGAUUUGGCCUCUGCAUGCCUCCACAAUUGUGUUACGUCCUCCAUAGAAGCCGCUGGCUACGUUAUACGGAUCAAGCAUACAUUUCGGAUCAAGCAUAAAGUUGCUUAUACGUUGUUACUUUUUCUUUAGCCCUUCCGUCGGCGAAAGUUCCUGGUUUGAAAAUAGGCGAGAAUAGUGAAUUUCCAAGACAUAGUUUACAUUCAUAAUUAAUUUGAUCGGGGGUGAUCAACUUCGAAAACAGAAAACACUAUUUGGAAUGGAUGAUUACAAAUGAAAACAUCACACCGCGCGGAUCUUUGUCAGUCAGCAAUGCAAAGUCUUUGACCCCAGGUGUGAAGCAGCUAGCUGUCCUAGCUGAACACUAGGAGGAACUACGUUUUGGGGAAAAAUGCGGGGUACAGGUGCAAGUGGGGAGCCCCCGAACCCCCCGAACCCCCCUGUAGCCAGAAACCACAACAACAGUCCUGGAAACUCGGGUUCCCAGUAUGCCUUGUGUGCGCUUGGGGUAGGGCUGGUGGCCCUGGGCAUCGUCAUGAUUGUGUGGAGCGUGGUGCCCUCCGACACGGUGAACAACAGCAGUGGCACCGGAGGAGGGAACCCCAAACCGGACAACAGGGGCAGGGCUUCAUCGGUGGCCUUUGUGCUGGUCGGGGCUGGGGUGGCCAUGCUCAUGCUGUCCCUGUGCCUGGGCAUGAGGAACAAGCAGCGGGAGCAGCAAGCGCUUCAAGAGGCCCAGACUCUGGGGGCAGACAACGCAGCUGCCGGUGAGGAGGACGGAGAGACGGCCGAGGAGCGAGCCCAGAGGUACACCGUGCCCAGCUACGAGGAGGCAGUGGGCAGCAGCCAAUACCCCUUACGCCAGAGCCACCUGCGCCACAGCUCCUCCCAGCUUCCCUCCUACGACGACCUGGUGGACAGUGUGCAGAUAGAGGUCGAAGGGUCAGAGGUCACCCAGAUGACACCCACCUCCACUAACCCUGCCGCCUCUGUUGCUGCGCCUAACCACUGCGCUGGGCGAACGGGCCUCAAUCUCCUUCCCCUUAAAAUCCAGAGGAUUAAAUCAGAGAAGAUCCAUACGAAGAACACGGAUAACUCUCAGCCGCCGGGAGGGAUGAGUAUUGAGCCGCUCACUCCACCACCAAUGUAUGAGGAUAAAGUGCCUCAGCUCUGAGACUUGGUAUCAAAGCAGGGUACUGCAUCCUCUGAGGCCCACUAUGGAUGGACUGGUUGUGCAGUGCUACAAUAGAUGUAAUUAGAUGGCCCCUUGUCAUGCAUCUGUGGCUAAAUCAUCUCGAUGGCACUUGUCAUGUUUACCUGGCUGUUUUAGACCUGCCACUCAAGGGGAGUGAGCAGAGAACACAGUUCCAAACGUGGGGCACUGGGAUUUGAUUGGAACUUUGGGUCAACACUUGCUGGAUAGAGAGCACACUUCCGAUUUCAGACUGGGAUUACAAGGACAUUGAAUCUUACAAGGUCGUUGAAGCUCGGUUCAAAGGAUCAAUAUGAUUGGGAAAGAUACUUGCUUAAUGUCUUAGAUGCCUUUCGAUUACUUUACAAUGAGCCCUGUUCCAAAUCUCAUUUGUAUGCAGUUUACCAUAUUUUUUUAUGCUCCUACUGAUUUAAUUUCAAGUUCCAUCUUCAUCCUCAGUCAAGUCAGCCAUGGUGUGCUAAAUGUAUUAUUAUUCAUGGUUGUUUUUGUAUUCUGUACAGCUACUUAGACAGCUGUUCCUUGCAUUUUGAGAGAGGUGUUAUUUGGCGACUGAAUCAAUGGCUUUACACAGACAGUGUUUGUGCGUUGCUGCCUGUGUUGCUUGUCAAUAGAGUAUAAUUGAGGCUCAUGGAUAGUUGGAAGCCUUUGCCCUGUAGCCAUGGUGAAAUGGGUUUGGGCUCUGAAGGCAGUAGUGUAGUCCAGCUCUUUUCAUUUGCUGUUUUAUGCUCAAUAGAGGACACGAGGGACUCUUUCUCUGAGCAGCUGGAAGCUGGGAUAAUGGCACCCAUUGCUCACUCACUCAUCACUCUUGAACUAUGCGGCAAUACCAGCUCCUUGACUGCCAGCACUGUUUUCAUUAGGAGUAUUCCGAGAAUUAAGUUGUUGUAGUGUCCGAUGUUUGACCCCAUUUUGUUUAGUCGAGUAAGAAGACGUCAGUGCCUUUUCUCUCUAGUCUAUUUGUUUCAUGCUUAUCAGACAAUGGAAAUGAGCAAAUCCAUGCAAUAUUCGGAAUUCCAGAAUAUUCUUUUCUUAUCAUAUGGAUGCUAUUUUCUGAUUUCAUGUCAUGUUGAUGAACCUGUUCAGCAACUACUCAAUACAUUUACUGUAGGUGGGAACUCAAACAGUACACAACAGUAGCCUUCUUGACAUAAGUAAACAGUUGCUAAACUAGCAUAUGCUCACAGAAUACAUACCUAUUCACACAGAAUAAGAAUAUUUCUUUGAAGAGGAAUCUUUGAAUGCUGAAUUACUAGUUUCUACAUGUACCUCAUGUACAUUUAGUUUUAUUCUGAAUGCAGUCUGUUCUUUCAAUAUCAAAUCAAAUUGUAUUUGUCACACACGUGUUUAGGAGAUGUUAUAGCAGGUGUAGCGAAAUGCUUG